Molecule: messenger RNA, 879 nt
Organism: Phaeoacremonium minimum UCRPA7
Lineage: Eukaryota; Fungi; Ascomycota; Sordariomycetes; Togniniales; Togniniaceae
Product: putative duf829 domain containing protein
Exons: 1
Coding region: 1-879 (292 amino acids)
Source: RefSeq, a predicted model, not a curated record
AUGUCUUCUUCGGCCGCUGAGGUAUCGAAGCAGAAGCCUCUUGGAGAUUUCACAAAGAUCUCCAACAUUAUCUACCUUUACCGUCCAGAUGACAAGGCUGCGACCGCGUCAUCCACGAAGCGGGACCCCAAGCUCAUCCUCUUUGGGGCCUGGAUGGGUGCUGCCAACCAGCACAUUGCCAAGUACACUGUUCGGCUCCAGGCGAUCUACCCAAGCUCGCCCAUCCUCGUCGUGAAAAGCCUGCCCCAUCACUUCACGAGGGUUCAUUCCCUCGAGCGGGAGAUCCUACCUGCUAUACCAGUGAUCCGGUCCAUCUUGGGCACCGGCGCCGGGGACCCGGCACACCCGGAGCUGCUGAUACACCUGUUCUCCAACGGCGGCUCCUCCAUGAAGUUCUACUUGUACAAGGCGUUCGCCUCGACGGCCAAGCCGGGCGAGUCGAAGGAGCUGCCGGCGAAUGUCACCGUCUACGACUCGUGCCCUGGCAAGUUCACGUACGGGCGCACGAUGACGGCCUUCACCAUUGGGCUGUCGACUUUGUGGAAGAUCAUCAUGGCGCCCUUUUUCCACAGCCUUGUCAUCACCUACUGGCUCACUUAUAUUGCGAUGCGCCGGCCAGAUCCCCUGAAGCAGUUCUCGCUGGGGCACAACAACAAAGCGCUAAACAGCAACGAGGUGCGGAGGGCGUACAUUUACAGCGAGGCGGACAAGCUCGUUGGCUCUGAUGCUGUAGAGGAGCACAUCGCGGAGGCCAAGGCCAAUGGCUUCAAUGUGGUGAGGGUGGAAAACUUCAAGGGCACGCCGCAUGUGGCGCAUAUGAGGAGUGACGAGGAGAGGUACUGGGGCGUGGUGAGGGAGCUGUGGGAUGGAGAGAAAUGA